Molecule: messenger RNA, 1767 nt
Organism: Penicillium canescens
Lineage: Eukaryota; Fungi; Ascomycota; Eurotiomycetes; Eurotiales; Aspergillaceae
Product: glutamate--cysteine ligase
Exons: 7
Coding region: 1-1767 (588 amino acids)
Biological process (GO): glutathione biosynthetic process
Molecular function (GO): glutamate-cysteine ligase activity
Source: RefSeq, a predicted model, not a curated record
AUGGGCUUAUCCGUAGAGGGACCGUCAAUUGGCUGGGCCACGACGGAGAAGGCAGGACCAAGUGUUCGGAAAUGGGCGACCGAGCAAUUGCUUUGCCUCUGGGACAAGCAGCGCCAUCGUAGCGACAAUGUCACCACGUGGGGCGAUGAGAUUGAAUACAACCUAGUUGAUUUGGAUCACGGCGCAUCGCGCGCGACAAUGUUAUUAGACCAGGAGAGGGUUAUUCGAGAAUGGGAAGGAGAUCCCGCCAGCGAGGAAUCACCAGUUACUCUGCAGUGGGAAGGAGCCAAAUACGUCGUUGAAACAACCCCAGCCAAGCCAUAUACAGGAAGUAUCGAAGACCUUCUAAACGUUCAAGUAAAUAUGAGAAAGAGACGAGAAAUAAUCGACCGCUCUCUCGCCUCCAACCAACACACCAUCUCGAUUGGCUCAUUUCCUCGCGCCGGAAUCGAUGGCCAAUGGACAACUCCCGAAGGACCGAACCGAUCGAACCAUUCCCUUUGUACUCUUCCACGUUAUAGAAGCCUCUUCGACAAUGUCCGUGGUCGAAGGCAAAAUCACCCGAAACCAACACACUAUCCGAUCUAUCGGGAUUUGCAAACGCCUACCUUACCUCUAAGAGAGAAAGGCCCAGAAUCCAUUUGCUUGGAUCACGUCGAGGUCGGGAUGGGUAGCAGCAGCCUCCAAACGACCUUCCAGACAUCGAAUGAAGCCGAAUGCCGUUGGUUAUAUGACCAGCUUAUACCUCUUGCACCAGUCUUUCUCGCCAUGACCGCCGCAGUUCCAAUAUGGAAGGGAUAUCUUGUUGACACAGAUGUCAGGUGGCAACGAUUUGGGGAUUUGGUAGAUGACCGCAGACCAGAGGAGAUGGAACAUACACCUCCUCGCUGGACCUGUAAUCGCACAUAUCUCUCACAGGAAAGACCUCCAGAAAUGGAAAGCAACACACCCCUCCAACCAAUGGACGAAACAAUCAAACAAAGUCUUCUAGAUGGAGACAUGGACGAACAACUAGCAACACACUUUGCAUCCAUUCUCUCCCGCGACCCUCUCGUCUUAACUCAAGAAGACAUGUUCCAUUUCAACACAUCAAAUACAAAACUAUUCGAACUCCUACACGGCUGCACAUGGCACGCGGUCCGCUUCAAACCACCCGUUUCGCACAGUGGACCAGGCUGGUGUAUCGAAUUCCGAACAAUGGAAGCCCAACUCACAGACAAGGACAAUGCAGCCUUUGCCAUCUUCACAUACCUACUUUCCAGGGCGAUUGUGACUCUCCAUCUGAACUUCUAUAUCCCAAUUGAUAAAGCGGGCGAGUCUAUGAAGUUUGCAAAUAAGCGCAAUGCAGUCCUCGAAGAGCGGAUGUGGUUCCGUCGGUCUGGGUGGUUGACGGAUUCGGCUCAUUUGGUCGGGUCAGCUCCUCCAAUGUGCAAAGAGAAGGCCCAGCCUCGUGUUGAUGGCGAGUGUUAUGCUCUCAUGUCUGCUGAUGAAAUUUUCAAUGGGGAAUCGAAUCAUAGGGGCUUCCCUGGUUUGAUUCCACUUGUGCGGUAUUACCUUGAUUACAGCAAAAUGCCUGUGUCGGAGCAGGAGAGGAUAUCGCCAUACCUGGAUGUCAUCAGCAAACGUGCUAGUGGCGAGAUGCCUACGCCGGCAUCUUGGAUGAGAGAGUUUGUGCGCCAACAUAGGGAUUAUCGGCAGGAUAGUUAUGUUAGUGAGAGCGUGUGCUAUGAUAUGAUGAAGGAAAUUGUUCGGAUGAAUGAAGAAUGA